Messenger RNA from Ochlerotatus camptorhynchus, 480 nucleotides. RefSeq lists its product as uncharacterized. The transcript has a single exon. NCBI's taxonomy places the organism in Eukaryota, Metazoa, Arthropoda, Insecta, Diptera, Culicidae. Gene Ontology annotation, molecular function: nucleic acid binding. The record is from RefSeq and is a predicted model, not a curated record. Bases 1 to 480 code for a protein of 159 amino acids. Gene Ontology annotation, biological process: DNA integration.
AUGGUGGAUUUCCUGGAGGAACACGUCUUUCUAAAAUUUUCUCUGUCUCGGAUCAUUCUCUCGGACAAUGGGAAGCAGUUCAUCUCGGCAGCAUUCAAGGCAUUGAUCGCGAAGCACAACAUCAUCCACAUGAAGAUGGCCUUCUACUGCCCUAUGGUAAACAAUGCCGAAAGGGUAAACAGAGUGCUAAUCACGUGCAUAAGAGCUCUUCUGGACGAGGAUCACCGAGCGUGGGAUGAAAAUCUGCAAGCCAUCGUAGCAGCAAUCAACGGAGCGAAGCAUGAGGCGACAGGCGUUAGUCCGCACUAUGCGAACUUCGGAAGGGAGCUAAUCCUGCACACUGACCUGUACGUACAACAGGACCUCAACAUCUCAGAUGACCCUAAGGUGGCGCAGGAGGUACGGCUAUCGGCAAUCCGCCGAAUCCACAACUUCAUCAUUAAGCGGAUCAAGAAUAACCACGAGCAAGCAGCGCUAUAA